Messenger RNA from Penicillium cataractarum, 1500 nucleotides. It is a transcript of the gene trm82, whose product is annotated as putative tRNA methyltransferase. Gene Ontology annotation, molecular function: protein binding; tRNA (guanine(46)-N7)-methyltransferase activity. Gene Ontology annotation, cellular component: tRNA methyltransferase complex; nucleus; cytosol. NCBI's taxonomy places the organism in Eukaryota, Fungi, Ascomycota, Eurotiomycetes, Eurotiales, Aspergillaceae. Bases 1 to 1500 code for a protein of 499 amino acids. The transcript is spliced from 3 exons. Gene Ontology annotation, biological process: RNA (guanine-N7)-methylation. The record is from RefSeq and is a predicted model, not a curated record.
AUGGCCAGCUUUCAGCACCCCUUUCAGAGCUUGAAACUUGUCAAGCGCCAUUCGCAGGGCCUUCCUAAUGUCUUGGUGGCCUCCGCGGGCUCAUAUAUCUACUCCUAUGGAGCCGAGAGCGGGCAGCGUCUGGCUGUAUGGCCCCAGCAGGUAGAGACCAGCCGCGGAUCUACUUCGGCUCCAACAUCAACAUCGGAUGAUCAGGCUCCGCCCGAGAAGAGGAUCAGGCUCUCGUCGCCUGAGAAUGAUUCUGAGCAAAAGCCUGCCGCGACAACGGACGGUUCCACCGCCUGGACCAAUAUUCCCAUAGUAUUGGUAACCUCUGACGGCAAGCAUGUAGUAGCCUUGACUGCCGAGGACAAAUGCAUCCGAGUGUUCAGCUUGACCGAAGAUGGACAUUUCAAGGAGCUCAGCUCUCGGAAUAUGGCCAAGAAGCCAUGCGCAUUGGAUUUGACUCCCGACGGCCAGACCAUCCUGUGUGCUGACAAAUUUGGCGAUGUCUACUCUCUACCUCUGAUUCCCGGGGAGUACGUGAAGCCGAAGAUCCAAGCUAAAAAGCCCAAGCCGGUUGCGACCACGCUCACUGUGCAUUCGAAGCGUAACCUUCGUUCUUUGGAGCAACAGCACAUGCAUGCCGAGCGGGCUGAAAAGGCCGCUAGGGCUCAAGAGGAGGGCGAGGAGAAGACCGCCCUCAACUUUGAGCACCAGCUUAUCCUUGGUCACGUCUCGAUGCUGACUGAUGUCAUCGCUGUGUCUCUGCCAGGCGCAGUGGGAAGCCGCCCAAGGAACUACAUCCUGACUGCGGAUCGCGAUGAACACAUUCGUGUAUCCCGUGGUAUUCCUCAGGCCCAUGUCAUUGAGCAACAAUGCUUGGGUCACACUUCCCUUAUUAGCAAGAUCUGCAUUCCUUCGUGGGCACCUAGUGUCCUGAUCUCUGGUGGCGGCGAUGGCCAGCUACUUGUGUGGAACUGGAGUGAAGGCCAACUCCACCAAAAGAUGCCAUUGGGUGAUUCGAUCCAGGAUGCCAUCGUGAGUGGGAUCUGGGAUGUCUCUUUUGACCAGCCUGCUGGCACUGCUGGAUCUAUUAACUUAAUUUUGGUUGGCCUGGAAGGCACCCCUCAACUCCUCUGCUACACCCUUGAGAGCGACAACACACUCAAGUCUCAAGGUGUUGUUCAGCUAUCUGGAAAUGUACUCGACAUUGCCUGCAUUGAUUCCCAAGGCUCUGUUGUCAUCUCGCUGGAUACCAUUCGAGAGUCUGGCUCUACGGAUAUGUGGAAGGAGAACGCAGUGUCUCCCCAAACUCUCACUGAGUGUCUCCAGUUCAGCAUUGCCGAUGGAGGCCUGAAGUGGACUGUGGGUGAUGACACGAGGACGGCCUCUAUCAAUGCAGGUGGCACCUCUAGUCUUCCUGUCACGCUGGACGCCAAACAAAAGAAAACAAUUAACGACACCUUGUACAACCUGGGCAAUCUCCGGAAGAGAACCUUUGAUGACUAA